AUGGUCAAUGUCAAGGAGUCAGCUCCAGAGAGCGAGGAGCAAAAGUUCAAGCAAAAGUGCAGCGAGCUAAAGAAAAGAAUUCUUGAGAUAGAGGAAAGCAAUGAAAUAUCAACAAUUGCAUUAUCAAGAACCAGGUUGUCUAUUCGUAGAUUGAGACUAGAAUACGCUGUACUAUUGGAAAGAUUAGAGGAGCAAAUAAUGAACACUUCAAGUGCAAAUGAAAUGAUGUCUCAACCACCCAAUCCAACUCUUUUGGACGACUCAAUCAGUAUCAAAGUAAAGAGCGGAUUACCAAAAACAAAGAAAGGAAAGCUUUUGAACAGUGGAAAUGCUAGUGCAAAAAAGGCGAUUAGAGACCCCGAUUUACCCAAGAGACCUACGAACGCAUACUUAAUGUUUUGUGACAGAGAAAAGGACAAAAUAAGAAAUGAGUUAACCACAAACAACGCCGGAAAGAGUACUGGGGACCUCUCUAAGAUUUUGACAGACACAUGGAAGGGUUUGGAUGAAGAAGAGAAGAAGCCUUAUCAGUUGUUAUACGAGGAAGAUCGUGAGCGCUACAAAAGGGAGAUGGAAGAAUAUAAUAAAAGAAAACAAGAUCAAUAUUUGAUAUCGGCAUCCGGAGGCCAAAAGCCAAAUUCCGAAGAGGAACUCGAGUUUAAGCGCACUUCUGAUUCGCAUGAAAAUAGUGAUAUCAAACGACAAAGAGUUGAUGCUUCAUUUGAACCCAAUUUGGAAGCUGGAGAAGAUGACACAGUCCAAGACAUUCAUGGGAAAGGAGUUUAA
Messenger RNA from Sungouiella intermedia, 786 nucleotides. Lineage: Eukaryota; Fungi; Ascomycota; Pichiomycetes; Serinales; Metschnikowiaceae. The record is from the annotation of a GenBank genome assembly.